Messenger RNA from Macroventuria anomochaeta, 1623 nucleotides. RefSeq names its product GMC oxidoreductase. Gene Ontology annotation, biological process: secondary metabolite biosynthetic process. The coding region runs from base 1 to 1623 and encodes 540 amino acids. Lineage: Eukaryota; Fungi; Ascomycota; Dothideomycetes; Pleosporales; Didymellaceae. The record is from RefSeq and is a predicted model, not a curated record. Gene Ontology annotation, molecular function: oxidoreductase activity, acting on CH-OH group of donors; flavin adenine dinucleotide binding. The transcript is spliced from 8 exons.
AUGAGAGAGUACGUUAUCAUUGCCCGACUAACCUCAACGCAAGCAUCAGCUCCACUGCGGCAGCGCCCCGGCAAGAACUUUGGCAUCCCAGAACAGAAUGCGACUUACGACUACAUUGUCAUAGGAGGUGGUACCGGAGGAUUGGCUGUUGCAUACCGUCUUGCAGAGGAUGGCACCAAGACAGUCGCAGCCGUCGAAGCUGGCGGAUACUACAAGAUCGAGAAUGGCAACACAUCAGUAGUGCCAGCGUACAAUCAGAACUACAACUACAUCACCCCGGACUCGCGGUGGGAUGCGCCGCUCGUGAAUUGGGGAUUCCUGACCACACCUCAAGCUGGCGCCCAGAACCAGGUUUUCCAUUACAGUCGAGGAAAGAUGUUGGGUGGCUGUUCGGCUGAGGAUGCCAUGAACUACAACCGACCUACAGUUGGCGGUCUGCAAGCGUGGACAGACGCUGUCAAUGACACAAGCUAUGCCUGGGACGAGUUUCUCCCAUAUUACGAAAGCUCCAUCGACUACAGCAACCCUAGCAUGUGCAUAAGAGCGUUCAAUUCUACAGUGCCCUAUAUCGAUUCCGCAAAUCAGUCCGGCAACCCUCUCGAGGUUUCCUUCCCGAACUUUGCUACACCACUAUCUUCAAGGGCUCAACUAGCCUUCCAUGAACUUGGCGUGGUAGACGUACAUGAUCUGAUCAGCGGCAAGCUUAUUGACUCACAGUACAGUCCUCUUACGCUCAACCCGAAGGAUCAGUCCCGCAGCUCAUCACAGACAUCAUUCCUCAAUACAGCGUUCGAGGGGAGUGUCUACACGCAUACCUUGGGGCAGAAGAUACUCUUCGAUGACAACAAGACCACAUACAGGGUUUCGGUACAGAUUGGGCCAGCUGCGGCUCCAUCUUACAUCCUUACAGGCAGCAAGGAAGUGAUCGUGUCUGCAGGCGCUUUUCAAUUGCCUCAGCUUCUCAUAGUCUCUGGUGUUGGGCCUGCGGAAAUUCUACAGAAUCACAAUAUCCCCAUUGUAGCAGAUCGACCUUGUGUUGGCCAGAACAUGUGGGACCACGUCGUCCUCAGCAUUGGCCACCAAGUCUCAAUCGAAAGCUAUGGACGCCUCAUGAAUUACACCAUCGCCGCCAAAGCCAAGCUUGAAUACGCCAUAAAUCAGGCCGGCAUAUUGACAAACGAUCAGUCAGACUACCUAGAAGUCGAGUACGAUAUCUCGUCUGCUCCAUUCGGCACGCCGCCCUUCUCUACACCAGAGCACCCGAUCGGCGUCGGAUGUUUUCAGCCUGUGCUCCUCACGCCCCUGUCUCGCGGCAACGUGACCAUCUCGAGCGCUAGCAUGACCGACCCUCCUAUCAUCUCACUAAACUGCUACUCACAUUACAUACUGUCCGUAGCUUCACCCAAUACAACCUCAGUUCAAUCCGUCAAUUCUUCCCAUAUGCGCACUGUCCAUGCUUCCCGACAGAUGGCGGUUGUCGACUACAAGGCUAGGGUUAUUGGGGUGAAUAGUCUGAGGGUUGUGGAUGCGAGUGCGUUCCCAUUUUUGCCUCCAGGGCAUCCGCAGGCGACUGUAUUUGCAUUGGCUGAGAAGAUUGCUACGGAUAUUCUGGCUGGAAGGUGA